UAAUUGUUCAAAGACCUCCCAUUCUAAUCCUCUCCAAAAAUUAUUUUUAUGACGCUCUAAUUUCCCGAGUAUGUAUUUGUAGUCGCGUAACUUAGCCAUACAUUUACUUUAAAAGCUUUUACUAUGAACGGCAUUACGAUCUUAGUGACUUGUGUGAUUCUCCUAACAAAUUCUCCAGAAGCUGUUUGUAGCGUGGAUGAUGGUAGGAAAUUCGACACGCUGGUGAGGACCCUAGACCUUCAGUCAAACGAAACUGCCAAUGCUACCGAGUCGUCCAACUCGACGCUCUACCCUCCACCUACCACCAUUCGACCGAUGGCCGGCUUCACAGCCGAGGGGGCCUCGACGGGCAAGCCCUUCUACCCAGUCGAGUCCACGGCACCGCCGGGGGGCUCCGCCAUGACGGGCGCCGCCAGCACCGAGCCUAUGAUCAUCGUUGGCAGCAUCAUGCUGGUCGCCUGCAUCGGCGGCGGCAUAUACUUGUGGCACCUGCGAAAGGUGAAGAAGGACGCAAUGCCACCGGAGAGCGAGGCGGCGCCGGCGGAGGGCGCCGAGGACGAGAACUCUCCGGAAGAGGCGGAGGUGGAGCCGGAGGGCGAAUAGCUCCGAGGCCAGCGCCGCUGACGAGCUUGAGCCGGCGGGAUAGACGGACAAUGUCGACACGGUCUCUGCACCCGCGCGUGAGAUCACCACCGGCUGCUGCCCAGUCAGCCGGCAGCCGGGUCGUGUGGGACUGACGUGUCGGCGUGAAGAGGGCGGUCUUGAUUCAACAGUGCGACCUCAUGUUGGUGAUUUAUUUUUUACUGAAAAAUCGUCGCACUUAUGAAA
Molecule: messenger RNA, 828 nt
Organism: Pollicipes pollicipes
Lineage: Eukaryota; Metazoa; Arthropoda; Thecostraca; Pollicipedomorpha; Pollicipedidae
Exons: 2
Coding region: 124-603 (159 amino acids)
Source: RefSeq, a predicted model, not a curated record